GGGGUGGAAGGAAGGAAGUCAAGUGAGUAAAAGAAAAUGAAGAUGAAGUUAGCCAUAGCAGCUGUGUUAGCAGUGUCGUUUGUAAUAGGAACCUGCAUGGGAGAGCAAUGUGGAAGUCAAGCAGGGGGUGCUGUUUGCCCCGGUGGGGCAUGUUGCAGCAAAUACGGUUGGUGCGGUUCGAGCUCUGACUACUGCAGCAAUGGUUGCCAGAGCCAAUGCGGUGGCAGUGGAGGUGGAGGAGGCGGUGGUGGUGGUGGUGGAGGCGGUGAAGGUGUUGGGAGCAUCGUCCCGAGGGAUGUCUUCAACCAGAUGUUGAAGCAUCGUAGUGACGGAGGGUGCCCAGCUAGAGGGUUUUACUCGUAUGAUUCUUUUAUUUCAGCUUCCAAGGCUUUCCCUAGCUUCGGUAACACUGGGGAUGUCGCCACUCGCAAAAGAGAGAUGGCUGCUUUCCUCGGCCAAACUUCUCAUGAAACUACUGGGGGAUGGCCAAGUGCACCAGAUGGCCCAUACGCUUGGGGAUAUUGCUUCAAUAAGGAACGAAAUCCAAGUGACUAUUGCUCUCCAAACUCUCAAUACCCUUGUGCUCCAGGCAAACAAUACUACGGUCGGGGUCCAAUGCAAAUCUCAUGGAACUACAACUACGGGCAAUGUGGAAGAGCAAUAGGUGUGGACUUAUUGAACAACCCAGAUGCAGCGGCAAAUGACGCAGUGGUGUCGUUCAAGACAGCGAUCUGGUUCUGGAUGACAGCACAAUCACCGAAGCCGUCAUGCCACGACGUCAUCACCGGAAGAUGGGGUGGUGAUCAGGCAGGGUAUGGCACCAUCACCAACAUCAUCAAUGGAGGACUUGAAUGCGGGAGAGGACAAGAUGCCAGGGUGCAGGAUCGCAUUGGAUUUUAUAAGAGAUAUUGUGAUUUGCUUGGUGUUGGAUAUGGCGAUAACCUCGAUUGUGGUUCGCAGAGACCAUUUGGCACCAAUUCACAGCCCCUUAUCGACACCAUGUAGUUAUUUUUUUGUUUUUGUUUUAAUCACCAGUGUGGGUUCAUUUUGUGGUUUUUGUUUUUUUUUUAUUUGUUGUUGAUGUUCUCAUCUCUGAUCACAUAUGAUGAUCACCUUCUAUGAAAUAAAAUAUUAUGAA
This is a messenger RNA of Lotus japonicus, 1138 nucleotides long. Its product is annotated as endochitinase A2-like. The record is from RefSeq and is a predicted model, not a curated record. The transcript has 3 exons. Gene Ontology annotation, molecular function: chitinase activity; chitin binding. Gene Ontology annotation, biological process: cell wall macromolecule catabolic process; defense response to fungus; carbohydrate metabolic process. Bases 37 to 1005 code for a protein of 322 amino acids. Lineage: Eukaryota; Viridiplantae; Streptophyta; Magnoliopsida; Fabales; Fabaceae.